Molecule: messenger RNA, 1449 nt
Organism: Talpa occidentalis (Iberian mole)
Lineage: Eukaryota; Metazoa; Chordata; Mammalia; Eulipotyphla; Talpidae
Product: olfactory receptor 1J4-like
Exons: 2
Biological process (GO): G protein-coupled receptor signaling pathway
Cellular component (GO): membrane
Molecular function (GO): olfactory receptor activity; G protein-coupled receptor activity
Source: RefSeq, a predicted model, not a curated record
AUGAGCAGCCUGAGGUGGGAGAACCAGAGCAGCGUGUCUGAGUUCCUCCUCCUGGGGCUCCCCAUCCGUCCAGAGAAAAGGAGCCUGUGUUUUGCCCUUUUCCUGGGCAUGUACCUGACCACGGUGCUGGGGAACCUGCUCAUCAUCCUGCUCAUCAGGCUGGACUCGCGCCUCCACACCCCCAUGUACUUCUUCCUCAGCCACUUGGCCUUCACUGACGUCUCCUUCUCAUCUGUCACUGUCCCUAAGAUGCUGUCCAACAUGCACACUAAUCACAAGUCCAUCCCCUAUGCUGGAUGCAUAGUUCAGAUGUACUUUUUCAUAGUGUUUUUUUGUCUUGACAGUCUCCUUCUUGCAGUGAUGGCCUAUGACAGGUACGUGGCCAUCUGUCAGCCCCUCCACUACACCACCAUUAUGAGGCAGGAGCUGUGUGUUUCCCUAGUAGCUGGGUCCUGGCUCUUCUGCUGUCUCCAUUCUCUGUUGCACACUCUGCUCUUGGCCUGACUCAUGAGGUGGGAGAACCAGAGCAGUGUGUCCGAGUUCCUCCUCCUGGGGCUCCCCAUCCGUCCAGAGCAGCAGGGCCUGUUCUUCGCCCUGUUCCUGGGCAUGUACCUGACCACGGUGCUGGGGAACCUGCUCAUCAUCCUGCUCAUCAGGCUGGACUCGCGCCUCCACACCCCCAUGUACUUCUUCCUCAGCCACUUGGCCUUCAAUGAUGUGUCCUUCUCAACUGUCACUGUCCCUAAGAUGCUGUGGAACAUGCAGACUCAGGACUUGUCAAUCUCCUAUCCAGGGUGUAUCUCACAGAUGUAUUUUUAUUUGGUUUGUGGUUGUUUGGAUAACCUGCUUCUCACGGUGAUGGCCUAUGACAGGUAUGUGGCCAUCUGUCACCCCCUCCACUACACCAUCAUGAUGAGGGAGGAGCUGUGCCUGCUGCUGGUGGCGGGCUCCUGGGUCAUCUCCUGUGGCAGUGCCUUGUCCCACACUGUUCUCCUGACUGAGCUGUCCUUCUGUGCUGACAACAUCAUCCCCCACUUUUUCUGUAGUCUCCCCAUCCUGGUCAAGCUGUCCUGCUCAAACACCUCUGUCAAUGACUUGGUUAUAUUCAUUUCUGGGGCUGUGUUUGUCAUCAUUCCAUUGAGUGGCAUCCUGGUCUCUUAUGGCUGCAUUGGGGCUUCCAUCCUGAGGGUCCCCUCUACCAAAGGCAUCACCAAAGUCUUCUCCACCUGUGGCUCCCAUCUCUCUGUGGUGUUUCUCUUUUAUGGAACAAUUAUGAUUGAGUUCUUUUCCCCUUCAUCAAGCAACUCCAAUGACAAAGACAUGAUUGCUUCCCUGAUGUACACAGUGGUGACCCCCAUGCUGAACCCCUUCAUCUACAGCCUAAGGAACAGAGACAUCAAACUGGCUAUGAGGGUCCUUUGCAGAAAAGAUGUCCUUUUUUCCCAGUGA